Molecule: messenger RNA, 3371 nt
Organism: Glycine soja
Lineage: Eukaryota; Viridiplantae; Streptophyta; Magnoliopsida; Fabales; Fabaceae
Product: probable LRR receptor-like serine/threonine-protein kinase At3g47570
Exons: 2
Coding region: 85-3168 (1027 amino acids)
Biological process (GO): hormone-mediated signaling pathway; protein phosphorylation
Cellular component (GO): plasma membrane
Molecular function (GO): protein kinase activity; ATP binding; protein binding
Source: RefSeq, a predicted model, not a curated record
UUUUCUGUUUACUCAAUUUCACCCUUAUACAUCUACCUAACAAAAGAAAAUCCACUAAGUUGCUACCUUUUUUUCCUCAACCAUAUGAAGCCUUUUUCUCUCAACAUGUUACAAGUAUUUUGGUUUCUUGUCAUUCCUUUAAACUCACCAUGGUUGUGCCAAAACACAGUUGUGUAUGCAAAUGCAAUGCUAGGAAAUGAGACAGAUCAUUUGGCAUUGCUCAAAUUCAAGGAAUCAAUAUCUAGUGACCCUUAUGGAAUCAUGAAAUCUUGGAAUAGUUCCAUCCACUUCUGCAAGUGGCAUGGAAUCUCAUGCUACCCCAUGCAUCAAAGAGUUGUGGAGUUGAACUUACAUGGGUACCAGUUGUAUGGACCCAUACUUCCUCAACUUGGAAACCUCUCUUUUCUAAGAAUCUUAAAACUUGAAAACAACAGUUUCAAUGGAAAAAUCCCACGGGAGUUGGGUCAUUUGUCACGACUAGAGGUACUCUAUCUCACUAACAACUCAUUGGUUGGAGAAAUUCCUUCAAACUUGACAAGUUGCUCUGAGCUCAAAGACCUUGACUUGUCAGGGAACAAUCUCAUUGGUAAAAUACCAAUUGAAAUUGGCUCUCUUCAGAAGCUUCAAUACUUUUAUGUUGCAAAAAACAACUUAACAGGAGAAGUCCCACCAUCCAUAGGGAAUCUUUCAUCCCUGAUUGAGCUCUCGGUCGGUUUGAACAACUUAGAGGGAAAGAUUCCACAAGAAGUUUGUAGCCUCAAAAACUUGUCACUGAUGUCAGUGCCUGUCAACAAAUUGUCUGGUACACUUCCUACUUGUCUUUACAAUUUAUCAUCUCUUACUUUAUUCUCAGUUCCAGGCAAUCAAUUUAGUGGUUCUCUUUCACCCAACAUGUUUCACACACUUCCUAAUCUCCAAGGAAUUAGCAUUGGUGGGAAUCUAUUUUCUGGUCCAAUCCCCAUUUCCAUCACAAAUGCAACUGUCCCUCAAGUUCUUAGUUUUUCUGGGAACUCUUUCACAGGACAAGUUCCAAAUCUAGGGAAGCUAAAGGAUCUUAGGUGGCUAGGUUUGUCUGAAAACAAUCUAGGUGAGGGAAAUUCAACUAAGGAUCUGGAGUUUUUAAGAUCACUGACAAACUGUAGUAAGUUGCAAAUGUUAUCUAUAUCCUACAAUUAUUUUGGAGGUAGUUUGCCGAAUUCAGUGGGCAAUUUAUCCAUCCAACUUAGCCAACUAUAUCUUGGGAGUAAUCUGAUAUCAGGAAAAAUUCCUAUAGAAUUAGGAAAUUUAAUUAGCUUAGCGCUCUUGAACAUGGCAUAUAACUACUUUGAAGGGACUAUUCCAACUGUUUUUGGCAAGUUCCAGAAGAUGCAAGCAUUAAUUUUGAGUGGAAAUAAACUGGUAGGAGAUAUACCAGCCUCCAUAGGCAACCUCACUCAAUUGUUUCAUUUGCGUUUAGCACAAAAUAUGCUGGGAGGAAGUAUUCCCAGGACCAUAGGAAAUUGCCAAAAGUUACAACUUCUAACCCUUGGGAAAAAUAACCUUGCAGGAACCAUACCCUCAGAGGUUUUUAGCCUUUCCUCACUAACAAAUUUGCUGGACUUAUCACAGAACUCCUUGAGUGGUAGUUUACCAAAUGUAGUGAGCAAGUUAAAAAAUCUUGAGAAGAUGGAUGUCUCUGAAAAUCAUCUGUCUGGUGAUAUUCCUGGAAGCAUUGGAGAUUGCACAAGCUUGGAGUACCUUUAUUUGCAAGGGAAUUCUUUCCAUGGAAUCAUACCCACCACUAUGGCUUCACUGAAAGGUCUUAGACGUUUAGACAUGUCACGAAACCACUUAUCUGGAUCAAUUCCUAAAGGUCUGCAAAAUAUUUCUUUCUUGGCAUACUUCAAUGCAUCAUUUAACAUGUUGGAUGGAGAGGUACCAACUGAAGGUGUCUUCCAAAAUGCAAGUGAGUUAGCAGUGGCUGGAAACAAUAAACUUUGUGGAGGUAUUCCACAGUUGCAUCUACCAUCAUGUCCUAUCAAUGCUGAAGAGCCUACAAAACAUCAUAAUUUCAGGCUGAUAGGAGUGAUAGUUGGUGUGUUAGCUUUUCUACUCAUACUGCUAUUUAUACUCACUUUUUAUUGCAUGAGGAAAAGAAACAAGAAACCAACUCUUGAUUCACCAGUAACUGACCAGCUGCCUAAGGUUUCAUACCAAAACCUACACAAUGGAACUGAUGGGUUUGCAGGUAGAAACUUAAUAGGAUCUGGAAAUUUUGGCUCUGUGUACAAAGGAACUCUUGAGUCAGAAGAUGAAGUUGUUGCCAUAAAAGUCCUGAACCUUCAAAAGAAAGGGGCUCACAAGAGUUUCAUUGCUGAAUGCAUUGCACUAAAGAAUAUUAGACAUCGAAAUCUGGUUAAGAUUUUGACAUGCUGUUCCAGUACAGAUUACAAAGGUCAAGAAUUUAAAGCUCUAAUCUUUGAGUACAUGAAAAAUGGAAGCUUAGAAAGUUGGUUGCAUUCAUCAAUAGAUAUUGAAUAUCAAGGUAGAUCCUUAGACCUUGAGCAAAGGUUUAAUAUCAUUACUGAUGUUGCUUCAGCAGUGCAUUAUCUUCACUACGAGUGUGAGCAAACUAUCCUUCAUUGUGAUUUAAAGCCUAGCAAUGUUCUUCUUGAUGAUUGCAUGGUAGCUCAUGUAAGUGAUUUUGGCUUAGCAAGAUUGCUCUCAAGUAUUGGAAUAUCUCUUUUGCAAAGUAGCACAAUUGGAAUAAAGGGGACUAUUGGUUAUGCUCCUCCAGAGUAUGGAAUGGGUUCAGAGGUGUCAAUUGAAGGCGACAUGUAUAGCUUUGGGAUUCUGGUUUUAGAAAUAUUAACUGGAAGGAGACCCACAGAUGAAAUAUUUAAAGAUGGCCAUAAUCUCCAUAAUCAUGUUAAAUUUUCAAUUUCAAAUAACCUAUUGCAGAUUGUGGACCCGACUAUUCUCCCCAGUGAACUCGAAAGGACUGCUGGCAGUGAAAAGCUUGGCCCUGUGCAUCCAAAUGCAGAGAAAUGUUUACUUUCACUUUUUAGGAUUGCACUUGCUUGCUCAGUGGAAUCACCAAAGGAAAGAAUGAGUAUGGUUGAUGUCCUUAGGGAGCUUAAUCUGAUCAAAAGCUUUUCUCCUUUUGAGGUUCGAGGGAGGCUAAGCUAACAACAUUAUUGCUACCUCAAAACACAGGAUGUACGGGUGCAUGCUAUGAUGUUUCAUUUCUAAUUGAAUGCACUUUUUUUCUUCUUUCUAUCCAUCUGAUUCUAUCAUCCAUGCAUGUUUAUUAUGGUUGUAAUAUAGACAAUAUUAUAUUAUAUAAUAUAAUCAAUAUAUAAUUCCCUCCUUAUAAUUCCAAAGCAACCAAA